UGUGUGUGUGUGGUUGGGGGACGGAGAGAUGUAGUGCUUGUGCCUCAAGCUCUCUGCUCCAUAUGCUAUGUGUGAAUUUAUUACACACUUGCUUUACGGCACGGCCGUUGCCAUUGCAGCCACACAAUACAGCGGCUGUUUGUUUCUCUUGCACCACACACACUUUAACGGUGCAUCAUUUCAUUAUAGCAUUCAUUAGUGUAAGUGGAGCAGAAGUGAAGUCUCUCUGAAAAUUGUCUGGACUGAACAGCUUGUCACAUAUAAAGUGUCAGGAGGAUGUCAGAGCUCCAGCUUUACCUCUGAAUGUUACACAGCGCUGACACACACAAACGUACACAAACGUCUCCUUUUUAAUUGGCCACUGUACACGUUUCUGUCAGUCAUAUAAUGUGGUGUAACACUGAGUGACGGCCUGCAGUGAGAGUGAACAUAUAUCAGUGUCCAGUAAACGGGAUAGAGUGGUCAUCUGGUCAGAGGACAGCUAAUUAUAUCAGACAAGGAGAGUGGACACACACACACACACACACAGUGCCUAGUCUUAAUGCAAAUAAAGCGUCACUCGUGUCAUACUGUGAUAUGAUUGGCUGUGGUGAAAGGGGGCGGUGCUACAUGACAAGUUAAUAUACAGUGUGGGAGGGGCUUAAAUGAUAGACAUCUUCACUUCACACCUUCGACCGAAGAAGACAGACACACACACUCACACACACACACACAUACGCAGACACACACAUACAGACACACACAAACACACACACACACACACAUGGGAAAAUCAGGUUAAUAAUCAAGUCACUUUCUGCACCAUAUAGGGUGUGUGUGUGUGUGUGUGUGUGUGUGUGUGUGUGUGUGUGUGUGUGUGUGUGUGUGUGUGUGUUAGUGAAGUACAGUGAGGUUAAGGGUACUUGGUGGGGUAUUGGUACAGGGGUAUUUGAUGAUGUGGUGGGGGGGCAGGAGCGCAGUGAGCAGCGGAUACUGCAGUCAGGAUGAUUCCGACUCUGAGCUCGAACACUUUGUCACCGCACAAACUUCUCUGUCUUGUUACCGGACGGCGCAGGAGGACACUGAGGUGGACUGGAGGAAACAGAAGCAGCUCUCCAUCACUGAACUCCAACACAAAGUAAAAGAAUACAACGCUCAGAUCAACAGCAACCUCUACAUGAGUCUGAACAGGGACGGCUCAUAUACAGGUUUCAUUAAGGUCCAGUUCCAGCUGGCUCGGCCCAUCUCGCUUCCUCCGGCUCAGAGACCGUCACCGUCUUCAUACUCCUCAUCUUCCUCUUCUUCGUCCUCUUUCUGCUCCUCCUUUUCCUCCUUGCCCCAGCAUGGCCUCUGCACGUCAUUCUACCUGCCCCGAGACACGGUGAAGCAGCUGCAUGUCGGCUCGAGCACUCGGGUUCAAGAGGUGAUCGAGGCUCUGCUCAAAAAGUUCACAGUGGUGGACAAUCCGGCCAAAUUCGCUCUGUUUGAACGCAGCGAGAGGAUUGGUCAGGUGUACGUGAGGAAGUUGUGUGAUGAUGAGCGUCCUCUCUUCCUGCGUCUGUGUGCGGGCCCCAGCGAGAACUCACUCAGCUUCAUACUCCGAGAAAACGAGACAGGAGAUGUGAAUUGGGAUGCUUUCACUCUUCCUGAGCUCGGUAACUUCCUGCGGAUCCUGCAGCGGGAGGAGGAGGAACACGUCCGGCAGAUCGUGCAGCGUUACUCAGUGGCACGGGACAAACUGGCGGAGGCGCUGAGGAACUUCAGCUCGCCGGGCUGACAGGAGUGUGACGGAGUGAAGCUGGAUGUAACACACAGCUGAAAACAUGCACACACACAUACACACACCGCUGUCUGGGCUAUCACUGUGAGAAAACAAAGGUGCAGCAGGGUCACACACACACACACACACACACACACACACACACACACACACACACACACACACACACACAGAGCAUUGAGGAGGGGAACAGUGAGCAGAUUUAGCUUUAACAGAUUUAGCCAAGUUGAAUGAUGGUUAACCCUGUGUUCUUACCCUGUGUCUUGUGGACCGUGGACCCCUGAGCUCUCACCCUGGGCUUCUGUGAGUUCAUUAAUGACAUUAUAUCUAUAAACAAGGCCUAAACAUUCAUGUAGCUCAACACAGAUCACAUUUUUUUCCUCGGUCUAGUGUCUGCUCACUCGGCACACUUAGGCCCCGCCCCCUCAGAACUCACAGAAAGCUGGAAGAGAUGCAGAUGAUCUUGAAGUUUGGGUGAAUCUUUAAAAAUGCUGAAUGUUUUGAUUGUGUGUGAGACAGACUUACACUAACAAAGCAUCACACUGAUCCACUGAUGGCAUCAUGUUAAAGAAGAACAUAUGAGCAGAAAUUAUUAUUUCAUUCUUCUUCUUCAUUUUUUAACCAAACUGUUCCUUGAAAUAACCUGUUAUACUUUGCACUGUAUGUCUGGGAAAAGGAAAAUAUGUUUUGAGAAUUUGUUUCAUUGUGAAAGAGAUUUAUUUAUUCUUCAGAUAAUUUUGUAAAAUUCUGAUAAAUUGAACAACUGAUCGUGCUGAAAGAAUAUGAAAAUGUGAAUUCAUUAAAUAUUUUGUGAGAAAGAC
Messenger RNA from Tachysurus fulvidraco (yellow catfish), 2580 nucleotides. RefSeq names its product Ras association domain family member 1 (gene rassf1). Gene Ontology annotation, biological process: Ras protein signal transduction. Bases 932 to 1756 code for a protein of 274 amino acids. Gene Ontology annotation, cellular component: nucleus; microtubule cytoskeleton. The transcript has 5 exons. NCBI's taxonomy places the organism in Eukaryota, Metazoa, Chordata, Actinopteri, Siluriformes, Bagridae. The record is from RefSeq and is a predicted model, not a curated record.